AUGAAGGAACCAGAUGAUCAGGAUACAGAUGAGAAGCAAUCAGAUCAUUCAAAGAGUGAAAGAGGAACACCUCAGAAGUCUCCUAGAUCUGAAUCAAGAUCUACAGCAAGACCUUUAGAAGAUACCACAGAUGAUACAUUUACUGAAGGGGAAGAGUCGAAUUCAGAGGAUGAAGACUCAUAUGUAGAGUAUUUGGAAGGAAGUUCAAGUCUAAUUCAAAAUGAUAAUAUAGAAAGCACUGAAGAACCUCUGUAUUCGGAAACUCCUGCCCUUCCUGCUGAAGAAGCAGAGAAGAAAAUUAAGAAGAAAAUACUAGAUAACUACUUCUACGAUUAUGAUGAGCUUGUUUCGAGGCCUUUUGUGACUUCGAAUUCAGACAUACCACUGCAUCUUCUCAUGCUUGUCCAUUCCUUUGGUUAUGACUGUAGAAAGCGAGCCAAUCUUCAACUUCUGGACAACAAUACCGUGAUGUACAUAGCUGGGAAUCAACUGAUCCUUUUGGAUUUGAAAACCAAGAAACAGAUGUACCUGCAGAGUUGCAGUGGUGGAGGAAUUGGUGUCAUUGGGGUUCACCCCCAUAAAACUCACUUCACAGUAGCGGAAAAUGGAUCUUUUCCAAAUAUCAUCAUCUAUGAAUAUCCUUCUCUGAGGCCUUACAGAAUCCUUCGAGAUGGGAGUGACUUGGGAUAUGCCUAUGUGGACUUUAACUAUAAUGGCACCUUGUUGGCAUCUGUUAGUAGCAGUCCUGAUUAUACAUUCACCAUCUGGAACUGGAAAAACGAACAGCCCAUACUGAGAACAAAAGCUUUUUCCCAGGAAGUUUUUAAGGUUACUUUCAACCCUGAAGAUGAUGAGCAGCUUACUACUUCUGGAGCUGGCCAUAUCAAGUUCUGGGAAAUGGCUUUAACAUUCACUGGUCUUAAGCUGCAGGGAUAUCUAGGCCGAUUUGGCAAAACGUCUUCUACUGAUAUUGAAGGCUACAUGGAGCUCCCAGAUGGGAAAGUGCUCUCAGGGUCAGAGUGGGGCAACAUGUUGCUGUGGGAGGCAGGCCUCAUCAAAGUGGAGCUCUGUCGUGCUGAGAAGAAGUCUUGCCACCAUGGUCCCAUUAACCAGAUAAUGCUGGAUGAGGGUGAAGUUAUCACUGUUGGGUCAGAUGGAUGUAUUAGGAUAUGGGAUUUUGAGACAAUAGACACAGCUGAUGCUAUCGAUGACGCUGGACUGAUCGAACUUGAGCCUAUGAAUGAGCUUCAAGUAGGCAAGAAUGUCAGACUCUUCUCUAUGGUCAAAAUGGAUGAACCUGGACAUAACUUUUGGUUGGCUCAGGAUACCUGUGGAGCCAUAUGGAAGCUUGACCUUAGUUUUUCAAAUAUUACCCAGGAUCCAGAAUGCCUCUUCUCCUUCCACUCUGGACCUAUUGAAGGCGUCGCUGUCUCCCCUCUGACUUACCUCAUGGCCACUACUUCCUUGGACUGCUUGGUUCGAAUCUAUGAUUUUGCCAGCAAAACUCCUUUGACUCAGAUAAAAUUCAAACAAGGAGGUACUGCCCUCACCUGGGUCCCCCAACUGGUAAACUAUACUGGAGCACAGAUUAUUGUAGGAUUUGAAGAUGGGGUUGUUCGAAUUCUGGAGCUUUAUGACCCAAAAGAGAUAGCAGUUUUUGCAGGACGGAAGAAAAUUUUGGAUGCGGAGAUUCAAUUGAAAUAUGUUUUCAAACCCCACACUACUUAUGUCACUGCCCUAGCUUAUGAACGUGAUGGAGAAAUUCUGGCCACAGCGAGUAAAGAUCAAACUGUCUUCUUCUUUGAAGUGGAAAAGGAUUAUAAACCAAUAGGUUAUAUUACUACUCCUGGACCUGUUUGCCAGUUAAUGUGGUCUACGACAUCUCAUCCUGACAGUACUUUGCUGAUUCUCUGUGAGAAUGGCUAUGUUCUUGAAGCUCCAACUCCAACCAUAAAGGAGGAUGUGGAGGAUCAUGAUAGAGUUUCCUAUGAAAUUAAAGACAUGAACAUAAAAUGUUUCCACUUCACAAGUGUCAAGUCUAAGAUUCUGAGACUUAUAGAAAUUGAAAAGAGAAAGAAACAAAUGGAAUUGAAGGAGAAAGAAAGGGAGAAAAGGAGGAAGCAACUAAUAGAAGAGCUGGGAGAAGAAGGAGAAAAAGUAUUUCAGGAGGAGCAGACAGAGCAGGCAGAGGAAGAGGAGCCGUUACCAGAAAUCUUCGUUCCAUCAACUCCCUGUCAAAUCCUCUGUGGAUUUUACUCUGGACCAGGGAAGUUCUGGGUUUCUUUGGGUGGCUAUGAUGCUGGCUUCCUGUAUCACUGUGAGUUCCCUCCAUAUGACAAAAGACGUGUUAUAACAGCUCAGAAAGAUGAACCUUUUGAUUUCCGUUUUCUUGAAGAUGCAGAGAAUAAUCCUAUCUACACUAUCACUUUCAGCCUCAAUAAAACUAUGAUGUUUUGUGGAAUGGAAAAUGGAGCCAUUCGAGUUUAUGUCCUUAGCCAGAAUGAUUUUUCAUUGACCAAUAUGGAGGCAUAUUGGCACUCCAGUAUGCAUGACAGCAAUCAUGGGCGCGUUAAAGGCCUCUCUACUAGCUUUGAUGACCGUUUCUUGGUGACUGUUGGAGCAGAUAGUAACAUCUUUGUUUUCAAGAUUUAUUCUGAAUUAGCAUUAGAGAAAGACCUCAAAGCCAAAGUGCCAUUGCCCAGGUUUGGAAUCGAAACAGAGACAAUUCCACAAGAUAUUGAAGAUCCCAAAGCCUACAGUAUUGAAAAUGCCAGAAAAAAAAGGGAACAUGACAAGUUAAUGAAGGAAGUGGAAGAAAUAAAGGCUAGAAAGAGAGAAAAGCUCAAAGCUUUGAGGAAUGAAUAUUUGAAGCUACUGGAAAUGAAUGAAAGAUUACCAAAACACAUGCAGCUUAAACGGACACAUUUUGAUCUGGAUUCCAAAAUUCGUGCUGAGAUUAACAGAAAAACUAUUUAUAAAAUCCAACAAGCAGAAAAGGAAUUGGCUUGGGAAAAAGAGAAACAUCAUCUUGGCUUAAAGAAACUACAGAAUAGAAAAAAUCUGUUGAUGUUCUGGACAGGUAUGAUGACUAGUUUACCAGACGAGUCAAUUGUAGAAAAAGGGAAGAAAUUUCGACCUAAAACCUUGAGUGAAAUUAUGGUGGAAAAUCAAAUUGAGAAAACGAGGAAGGUUAUAUUAAAAGCUGAAAAGGCCCAAUUUAAGAUUCAACAGAGGAAAAAAGAAUGGGAGGAACUAUUAAAGAGUAAACCGGAUGAGGACUAUGAAGAUCCCAAAGAUGUCCAGGCCAUCAAAGAGGCCCAGAUGCAUAUGGGGGACUUUAAUCUGAAGACAGCUGCAGACUACAAGAUACCCGAGCACAUGAGAAUAAAUGCCGCCAAGAAGGAAGAGGAACUGGGAAUCCUAGACAGUGUGGCCCAUGGGAAAAAAAUGCAAAUGAACAGGAGCAUCCUCUCUCUUCGAGACCUUAAAGUGGCUGUUAUUGAGGAAAUACAGUGCCUGGUACAAGAACUGAGGAGCAUCCAGUCUACUCUUCAUGUAUCUCAGCAUAUCCCUAUUCCUCAAAUCCCUGAGAUACACCCUGAAGAAGUUCCAGAAAAGAGAUUUCAGUACGAUGAGGAAACUCUGCUAGAUUUUAAGCGACAGCAGAUGAAAGUUCAGGAAGAAAAGUACCACUCCCAUAUGGAACAGUCAGGAUAUGUAGGCAUUGGUGGAAGACUCCUCAAGCUUUCUUCUGGAAAGGAUGUGGAUUCGACAACACGAGAGUCCUUGUCUAGAUCAUCGAAAGCAUCCACGUUCAGCCUGGAUAUUCCAAGGUCCUUGGAAUUUGAAAAAACAGAGCCAACAGAUAUAGAGAUAGAGAUUGCAAAGAGGGAUGAGGUUAAGCACUUAUACAUGCAGCAGUAUUUGGCCAACAGGAUCAAAGAAUUGAUUGUCACUUUUGAUGCAGAACUUCGCAUCCUGAGACAUCAGAAGUUAAAACUAGAUACUCAGAUAAAAUUGUCUGACCUGCACCAUGUCACAUUAUUUCAAGAAAUGCUUCUUCUCAAGAAUUUUGAAAAACAGGAGAACAUUCUUCAAGAGCGUGUUAAUUCAUUAGACAAAGAGGAACAAGACAUGCAAUGGAAAAUAAAUGAGACUCUCACAGAGAUGGAAGAGAAAAAAAAUGAAGUCACUAAGCUCCAGGAGCAGGAAAAGGCACUUUAUUCUGGCUUCCAAGUAGCCAUUGGCGAAAACAAUAAAUUUGCUAACUUCCUUAUGAAGGUCCUAAAGAAGAAGAUUAAACGGGUGAAGAAAAAGGAGGUUGAAGGCGAAGGCGAUGAAGAUGAGGAGAGUGAAGAAUCAAGUGAAGACGAAUCCAGCUUGGAGAGUGAUGAGGAUGAGUCUGGUUCAGAAGCUGAGGUUUUUGAUGAUUCAAUCUGCCCAACGAAUUGUGAUGCAUCUCUUUUUGAACUGGCCCUUCAACUUCGAGAGAAAAGGCUGGACAUCGAGGAGGCAUUAGUUGACGAAAAGAAACAUAUUGAUAAUCUCAAGAAGGAAUAUGAUGCACUGUCCAAAAAAGUAAAAAUUGUGGCAAAUAAUCUGAAUGCAGCGGAGGAGGCCCUGGAGGCAUAUCAUCGAGAGAAGCAGCAGAGGCUGAAUGAACUGCUGGUUGUGAUUCCAUUGAAGCUCCACCAGAUAGAAUAUGUGGUAUUUGGAGAAAUACCUAAUGAUCUUUCUGGUACUUUGAUAUUUUCUAAUCACUCCCUGGGACGGCUGCAAGAAAGAAUCUUACAACUCCAUCAUGAAAAUGUCCAGCAGCAAAAACUAAACAAAGAAUGCCGGGAGAGGCGAAAAUUACUUAUCAGAGAGAAGAGAGAGAUGGCAAAAACCAUACAGAAAAUGGAAGAAACUGUUCAUCAACUAAUGGUCAGAAAGUUUGGCCGUGUGAUCGACCUAGAAGCUCUGCAGACAUUAUCUGUUAAUACAACUCUUGAAGAACUAAAGAUUAAAAAACUUCGAAAAGAGCUAUCAAAUGCAAAGGAAAUGAAGAUUUGGGAGGAAAAGAUUGCUCAAAUGAGGUGGGAACUGAUGAUGAAGACAAAAGAACACACCAAAAAGCUUCAUCAAAUGAAUGAUUUAUGUAUUGAAAAGCAGAAGCUUGAUUCUCGAUUGAAUACACUACAGAACCAGCAGGGUAAUGCCUUCCAGGGUCCUCGGAAAGCAGAUAUUGUGGCGAAAGAGAAGGUCACUGAGCUGAUCCAAGCCCAGGCAGAAAGGAUCUUGGCAUUGAAGGAAGAGAUUACUCUGUUGCGUAAGAAAGGUGGCCUUGUUCUCCCACCCAUUCAUCCUUCACAACAGUGA
Molecule: messenger RNA, 5361 nt
Organism: Chrysochloris asiatica (Cape golden mole)
Lineage: Eukaryota; Metazoa; Chordata; Mammalia; Afrosoricida; Chrysochloridae
Gene: WDR52
Product: WD repeat domain 52
Exons: 33
Coding region: 1-5361 (1786 amino acids)
Molecular function (GO): protein binding
Source: RefSeq, a predicted model, not a curated record